AUGGCUAUAUUUAAAGAGCCGCAUUCUAAUGGUCCUUUGUUUGGAGAACUAGCUUUUUAUCAAAGAGCAGCCAAAGAAGACACAAUUAAUACGUGGGUAUCAUCACACAAGUUGAAAUUUCUUGGUGUGCCUGCGUAUAUUGGUUCAGGUUGCCAUGAAAGUAAUGGUUCAAAAUACAGAUUUAUGAUCAUGGAGAGAUUUGGCGAAGAUGUUGAUCAAGUAUUUAAAAGAUGUGGUCAUGUGUUCCAUGUUCAAACAGUUUUCACUUUGGCAAUAAGAAUUCUAGAUAUUCUGGAGUACAUACAUACCCAAGGCUAUGUUCAUGCGGACAUCAAAGGUUCAAACUUGAUGUUAGGAUAUAAAGCAAACAGGAAAACAAGGUUUGUGUUGAAUAUUUGCUAUAUUUUGGUCGAUUAUGGCCUUGCAUGUCGUUAUGUGUCUGAUAAUAAUCACAAAGAGUACAAAGAAGAUCCCAAACGACGGCAUGAUGGAACCAUUGAGUUUACAAGUCGUGAUGCUCAUAAAGGUGUUGCUCCUUCACGUCGAACAGAUCUUGAGAUUCUUGGCUACGCUAUUAAGUGGCUUUGUAAUGUGUUGCCUUGGGAAAACAAACUAAAUGAUAAAGAAUAUGUUAUGAAUGCAAAGACAAGGUUCAUGGAAACAAUACCUGGCUCUAUUAGGAAAUGUUUAGAAGAUCAAUCAACUGGUGCGAUAGAUGAGUUGGAGAAGUAUUUCAAGUACGUGGUUCACCUCGAUUACGAAGCGACACCAGAUUACGGUAACAUAAGGAAGAUAUUUCACAAUGGAUUGCGGAAGAGAAAGUUGGAAGACGACGGUCAGACCGUGACAUUUAAAACAGCCGACAGUCUUUCCCAUGAUGCAGUGAAGAAAUCUGCUGACAGUAGUGACACAGAAGAAAGUAAGAUGAUAUCAAAGUCAAGGGGAAGAAAUACACGAGGACGAAAACCACAAUCUAAAUCGUCAAACAAAGAACAAGCAAGCCACUCAAAAGCCAUGUUGCAUCAAUUAAACGGCGACAAUACGGCAUCUUCCAGGCAUUCUGUCAGGCAAAAUGCCCGCAAGUCAGAUGAGACACCUGCUAAUAUGACGUCGGGUGACGAAGUUAUCAUGACGAGGUCUGCAAGGACAAGAAAACGGGUUACUGACGAGAAUGAUGGAAUCAAACCACGAAAACGAGGCCGUCCAAAGAAGGUAGAAGCAGAGUGAUUGUAUGUGAACAGAUAAGAGACACCUUAAGAGAUUAAUUUUCUUUACUCUUCUCGUGGCUAUAGACCUCUUAAAAACGAAAUCUAAGGAUUUAGUACUCAUAUUUCUAUAUUCUUCUCUUGGCUAUAGAAGAGAAAGGAACAGUAUCUUAGAGGAAUAUACAGAUAAUUGUUUGCUGUUCUUUAGGCUAUAGAUAUACAGAAUUACUUACUUUAUUUAACAAUACAUAAAGUGCACAGUUUGUGAACUGUUAAUCAUUUUGAUAAGGUUAAGAAGUUUUUAUUAUCACGUUGAUAAGUAUUCGUAGGAAAUCUUAGUUUGUUAUUUACUUAAAAAUCAUUCAUGAAUAAAACAGUUUCAACUCUUCUGGUUGCUAAACAACUGAAA
Xenia sp. Carnegie-2017 is the source of this 1614-nucleotide messenger RNA. Its product is annotated as serine/threonine-protein kinase VRK1-like. Gene Ontology annotation, biological process: peptidyl-serine phosphorylation; signal transduction. Bases 1 to 1227 code for a protein of 408 amino acids. Gene Ontology annotation, cellular component: nucleus; cytoplasm. The record is from RefSeq and is a predicted model, not a curated record. The transcript is spliced from 8 exons. Lineage: Eukaryota; Metazoa; Cnidaria; Anthozoa; Malacalcyonacea; Xeniidae. Gene Ontology annotation, molecular function: protein serine/threonine kinase activity; ATP binding.